UCCGGUGCAGUUCGGGAUGUGGCGUUCGUGACGUCAUUUGGACCGCGUUGGAAGCGCUGCCGGGGCUGAGCGUGACGUGGCAGACAGACGAGUAUCCGUCGGGCGACAGAGCAGAGCAGCACAGCGGCCGCCGAGCACCGACCUCCGACCAUGGGCCUCACCAUCUCCUCGCUCUUUUCCCGGCUCUUCGGCAAGAAACAGAUGCGAAUCUUGAUGGUCGGUCUUGAUGCUGCCGGUAAAACAACAAUCCUGUACAAGCUGAAGUUGGGAGAGAUUGUCACAACCAUCCCCACCAUUGGUUUUAAUGUGGAAACCGUAGAAUACAAAAACAUCUGUUUCACCGUCUGGGAUGUUGGCGGUCAGGACAAAAUCCGACCCCUUUGGAGGCAUUAUUUCCAGAAUACACAGGGCCUAAUUUUUGUUGUAGACAGUAAUGACAGAGAGAGAAUCCAGGAAGCCGCCGAGGAAUUACAGAAAAUGCUCCAAGAAGAUGAACUGAGGGAUGCCGUGUUGCUGGUGUUUGCUAACAAACAAGAUUUGCCCAACGCUAUGGCCAUCAGCGAGAUGACCGACAAGCUGACGCUUCAAACUCUCCGCAACAGGACUUGGUACGUGCAAGCAACAUGCGCAACUCAGGGGACCGGUCUGUACGAAGGACUGGACUGGCUAUCAAAUGAGCUCUCCAAGCGUUAAGGUGGAGUGGCGUUCAGCAGAGGACACAAUGAAUAGAAGUGGUCUAGGCGCAUAACAUCCAAACUAGUUCUAAAAUGGUAUAAGAAAUGGAAUGGGGGCAGCAAACACUCUAAAAGUUUCCAGAUUCUUUUGUUGCCGGUUACUUUACAGAGUUUUCACGUUGCUUUCAGAGCGAUGUGGUUAGACAUAAAGCAGAAAAUAAUAAAUUCUCCCUUAUGUGAAAGUGUUUUCUGGUUUUACUUCUCCUUGCCAUGCCUGGAAAUCAUUGUGAUGCUAUAGAUUUGACUGCCUCCCCCCCCCUCCCCUCCUUUCCAACGCAAAUACAAUGUCAUUUCCAAGUCGGUCGCAGCUCUCCUUUGUAAAGUCAGGGCUCUUUUAAUUAUUGCACACUUGGCAGAAUUCUUGCUUUACUGAAGUUUUUUGAAGUGUCCCCAUCUUUUGCCCCCACGUGUCAUUCCUUAGACUUUCUGCUGAAUUAAAACGUAGCAUUCCAUGUCUAUUUAUUGUUCAUCUAUGCCAAAAGAUUUAGUUUUUGGGUUUUCCUUUUUUUUUUUUUUUUUUUUAAACUACUUGCCCAUUAUCAGCAGAGAACACGAAACACUAUUCGAAACACCAAUUUUCAUUUCUUUUAGGCACUUGUUAGCUGAGACUAACUUUGCUUUUGCAAUGAGGGUUGGUGGGAAAGGCCUUUGCUGGAGAGCGAGUUUGCAAUAACGCCUUUUGCUCAGAACUUGCAGCGGAGGAGCCCCGGCUUGUUUUAUUUCAACAGAUUUGUCUUCAAAUUUAGGGUAUUUUUUUAAUGUUUCUUUCAGCUUGACUGUUUUUGCCCAUUGUAUCAUAGUUCUGCUGAUUGUUUUAUUGUUUAUUGGUGAACAUAUCUUCAUGAUGCAAGAUUAUUCUUUUUUUGUUUUUGAAAUUCCUGAAUCUAAACAAUUGACGUUUUCUUCAUACCCCACUAAGAAUUAUUCCUAAUAAAAUAACAAAAAAAGGUU
Molecule: messenger RNA, 1685 nt
Organism: Bufo gargarizans (Asiatic toad)
Lineage: Eukaryota; Metazoa; Chordata; Amphibia; Anura; Bufonidae
Gene: ARF4
Product: ADP ribosylation factor 4
Exons: 6
Coding region: 151-693 (180 amino acids)
Biological process (GO): intracellular protein transport; vesicle-mediated transport
Cellular component (GO): cytoplasm; plasma membrane
Molecular function (GO): GTP binding; GTPase activity
Source: RefSeq, a predicted model, not a curated record